AUGUCCAACAACAAUGACAGCUGCAACCUCCCCCUGAACACCGACACACUUGGUCUCACCUACAUCUACAGCAUGGCCUUCUCACUGGGUCUCCCUUGCAACUUGCUGUCCCUCUGGGGACUGUACCAACUGGGCCGCUCCGGUGGGGGUGGCUGCCAGCUGGUCUACAUCCUCAACCUGCUGCUUUCUGACCUCCUCCAGCUGCUCACCCUCCCCCUCUGGAUCCUCUACCUCCAGGGGGCGCACCGAUGGCCCUACGGCCGCCCCUCCUGCGAGUUCGUGGGCUACGUCUUCUACGUCAAUGUCUACGCUAGCGUGGUGUUCCUCUGUUUGAUAGCGUUGGACCGUUGCCUGGCGAUAGUACACCCAUUGAGUAGUCGUGGCGUGCGGACGGUGCGGGUGGCGGCAGUGUCUGGAGUGGCGGUCUGGACGCUGACCUUCCUGUUCUGUUUAGGCGGGUUGCUUCCAUCGGUGUUCGACGCGGAGAGGCUGCUGUGUCUGGAGCAGUACCCCGUCAGCCUCAGAUAUGCCCACUUUAAGAUCGCUACAGUCAUCAUGGGGUUCCUGCUGCCCUGUGGUAUACUGGGGUGAGUGGGAAACUGAGUAUGAGGAAUGAUUGGCUGACUCAAUGUGUGAUUUCAUAAGGAAAUAGAGGAAUGUUGCCGGUACUCUGCAAAAUGUAUGUCCCUUUAAAGUUUUUCAAUAACAAUUUGUCUGUAUGUGUUGAUAUUGGACAACCAACAUUAAGUUGCUUUUAUAUACACAUGUAGUAACUAUAUAAACUAGAAACACCAUUGUAAUAACAUGUUCUUAGAUGGAAAAUUAUGUAUGGCUAUUAGAAGGGUCUUGACAAAUGGAAAUCUUGAAAAAGAAAAGGAGAGCAGCACACUCUAGGAGCUCAGAUGCAAUAAUUGAAUAUCCUCUUUCAGGUACAGUCUCGCAAAAAGAACCAUUCUUGCAUUCUAACUACAUGCUAUUCAAAGUGCUCUGAACAAAUUAAGGGAAUCAUUCACAAACAUUGGCACAUUCUAAGAUCCGAUGACAGUAUUGGUAAUGUGUUUUUGGACCCUCCAUUGGUUGUAUUCUCGCGGGGCAGAAACCUCUGAGAUCAAGUGGUUAACUCUGAUUUACCACCCCUAAAUAUCCCUGCACAACAUCUAUUUGCGCCUCUACCGGAUGGAAACUACAAGUGUAACGGCUGCGCUCAAUGCAAUGGCACUUAGAAAUGUAGAUCCUUUAAACACCCCCAAACAGGGAAACAGAUCCCAAUCAAAGGUGUUGUCACGUGCUCCACUAAGGCAGUUAUUUAUCUUAUAACUUGUCCUUGUGGUAAACAUUAUGUGGGUAAAACAAAGCUCGUAUUAAAAGUACGAAUCUCUGAGCAUCGUAGCACCAUUAGGUGCAAAAACUCGACAUACCCAGUCACUGCCCACUUUUUGGAAGCGAACCACUCGAUUUCGUCCCUACGUUAUAUCGGCAUCGAACAUGUCACCCUCCCUAGGAGAGGGGGUGACCUCGACAACUUAUUGUUAAAACGAGAGGCUGCCUGGAUCUUUAAUUUAAAGACCCUUGCUCCCUUCGGUCUCAACGUAGACUUUGAUUUGAAACCAUUCUUACAUUUACAUCAUUUAGCAGACGCUCUUAUCCAGAGUGACUUACAAAUUGGUGUAUUCAACUUAUGAUAGCCAGUGGGACAACCACCUUUUUUUUAAUGAGGGGUGGGGGAAGAAGGAUUACUUUAUACUAUUCCAGGUAUUGCUUAAAGAGGUAGGGUUUCAAGUGUCUCUGGAAGGUGGUCAGUGACUCCGCUGUCCUGGCGUCGUGGGGGAGCUUGUUCCACCAUUGGGGUGCCAGAGCAGCGAAUAGCUUUGACUGGGCUGAGCGGGAACUGUGCUUCCAUAGAGGUAGGGGAGCUAGCAGGCCAGAGGUGGAUGAACGUAGUGCCCUCGUUUGGGUGUAGGGUCUGAUCAGGGCCUGAAGGUAAGGAGGUGCCGUUCCCCUCACAGCUCCGUAGGCAAGCACCAUGGUCUUGUAGUAGAUGCGAGCCUCAACUGGAAGCCAGUGGAGUGUGCGGAGGAGCGGGGUGACAUGAGAGAACUUGGGAAGGUUGAACACCAGACGGGCUGCAGCGUUCUGGAUAAGUUGUAGGGGUUUAAUGGCACAGGCAGGGAGCCCAGCCAACAGCGAGUUGCAGUAAUCCAGACGGGAGAUGACAAGUGCCUGGAUUAGGACCUGUGCCGCUUUCUGUGUAAGGUAGGGUCGUACUCUGCGAAUGUUGUAGAGCAUGAACCUGCAGGAUAAUCUUGUGAUUAUUGUGAUUUUGCUAUUCAUUGUAAAAGUUUGUGGGCCUAUGUAGCCAAGUUUUAUCUAUGAUCGUAUGCUAUCCAUGUUUUUUGUGUGUUCUGUUUAACUGUGAAUUAACCAAUGCUAUUAGGCCACACCCGGCCAUGAUUACAGACACCUGUGUGUGUCCUUUGACACUAUAUAAACUAGUGAUCCGCAGUGUUUGUCAUUAUACCCUGAUGAAGACAGCUUGUCUGUCGAAACGUUGGUUAUUAGGAUAUUAAAUUAUUGCAUCUGAGCUCCUAGAGUGUGCUGCUCUCCUUUUCUUUUUCAAGUGUUUUACUCAGUUAGCCAGCACCUCGCUUAAAUAGGUGUGCGUUUCUUUCGCCUCUAUAUUAAAUGGUCAUAUCUAACAUAUUUAUCUGAUACAGAUGACCUUUGACGUUGGCCUUUGUAUUUCUCUCGCUUUCUUCAGUUACACCUCCGUCCGCAUCGGGGUGACCCUCCAACAGUCGCCCUCCGUCUCCGACCAGGACCGUCACAAAAUCACUGGCAUCCUUGUCGUCAUCACAGUCAUCUUCAUCGUCGUCUUCGGACCCUACCAUCUGGUCGGGGGGUACCGUUUCGUCUCCCUCCUCCUCAUAGACGACCCCUGCGAGUUGGAACAGUCCAUUUUCCUGUGCUACCGGCUGUGCUACGGUCUGACCAGCCUCAACACCCUGCUGGACCCUCUGUUCUACAUCUUCCUGUGUCACGACGCCCGUCUGGAGCUCCAAAGGUCCCUAAUGCCCUGUCUGGGACGGGGGCACACAGCCCCCAAACAGGUCAGACUUAGUCUCAGAGGGCAUCCUGAUCCGAGUGACAGUGUGUAA
Molecule: messenger RNA, 3155 nt
Organism: Coregonus sp. 'balchen'
Lineage: Eukaryota; Metazoa; Chordata; Actinopteri; Salmoniformes; Salmonidae
Source: the annotation of a GenBank genome assembly